GCAGACAUGGCGCGUGUUCCGCACGUCGUGGCCGACACGGGCGCGUUCCUGAGCGCAGCUCCGCUGCAGGACAUCGCAGACGCGCUGUACACCGUGCCCGAGGUGCUGGCCGAGAUCCGCGACCGGCCCACACGCCGCCGCCUCGCCGCGCUGCCCUGCGAGCUGCGCGUCCGCCGCCCUCGGCCCGAGCUGCUGCGUCUCGUGACCGAAUUCUCCAAGAAGACCGGGGACUACCCGAGCCUCUCGGCCGCCGACCUGCAGGUGCUCGCCCUCACGUGCCAGCUCCAGGCUGAGAUCGACGGCCCCGGCUGCCUGCGCUGGGAGCCGCAGGACAAGGUGCGGCUCAGCUCCACCCCACGGCACCCCGAGGCUCCCCUGCACCUCGCCGGCUUCCACCUGCCCAAGGUAAGGCACGGGGGAGGACGAGGGGCUGCGGCCGCUCGGAGCCCCCGGGAGGGAUGCACGCCCGUGCUGUGCCCGCAGCACAAACCCGCGGCCAAGGGCCCGCACCAGCCCGGCCCCGGCGACCCGGCCCCCGCGGAGAGCGACGAGUUCGGAUCCUUCCUGUACUGGCGGCCGCCCCUGCCCAGCAUCGAGGAGGAGCUGCGGGAGCUGCUGGCCAUCUCUGAUAGCCCCGAGCCCCUCGAGGAGCACCGGAGCUCUGCAGAUGGGGCUAGUGCUGGUGAAGAGGAGGAGGAUGAGGAGAGUGAUGACGAAGGCUGGAUAACUCCCAGCAACCUGAAGCAGGCCCAGCAGGACACGGGGCACUGUGACACUGCUCCCAUAGGUAUCCAGGUCGGCUGUGUCACGACAGACUUUGCCAUGCAGAACGUGCUGCUGCAGAUGGGGCUGCACGUGCUGGCUGUGAACGGGAUGCUGAUCCGCCGGGCCCGGAGCUACAUCCUGCGCUGCCACGGCUGCUUCAGGACCACCUCGGACAUGACCAAGGUCUUCUGCCCCCACUGCGGUAACAAGACCCUCAAGAAGGUGGCAGUGUCAGUCAGUGAUGAUGGGAGUCUCCACAUGCAUUUCUCCCGCAACCCCAAGGUGCUGAACCCCCGGGGGCUCAGGUACCCGCUGCCGGCGCCGCAGGGCGGGAAGCACGCCAACAACCCCCACCUGGUGGAGGACCAGCGCUUCCCUCAGCAGCGCCUGUCCCGCAAGGCCAGGCAGAAAACCAACGUGUUCGACCCCGAUUACCUGGCCGGGGCCUCUCCCUUUGCCGAGAACGACGUGCACAGCCGGGCCGCACACCUGCACCUGCGCGACGCCGCCCUGGGCGCCGGCCGCCGCCGCCUCAACCCCAACGCCGUCACCAAGAAGUUCGUGAGGAGGAGGUGAGGGGCAGGACAGGCCCCACCUGCAGGACCCACCUGCCCAGGUGUGCUGGUGGCUCUGCCAGAGCAAAGUUUCUCCCAGUACCUGGGCACGGGCCAGGCC
Molecule: messenger RNA, 1440 nt
Organism: Sturnus vulgaris (Common starling)
Lineage: Eukaryota; Metazoa; Chordata; Aves; Passeriformes; Sturnidae
Source: RefSeq, a predicted model, not a curated record